UACUUGAUUGACUUACCUUUGACAAGUAGCACAUUAUAACCGUUAAUAAGGAAGUAACAGGCGGGGCAAAGGUCUCUGUGGUUGUUCAAGGCCAAAAAGGAGAAGCAGCUAUUUACGUAGUCACUUGCCAAUAUGAGAGGGGACCAGAGGUUACAGAGGGAGGACAUGCUUAAGAAUUAAAAGACAACAUCAGUGGGAUAAAGUUAAUAUUGGACUGCGUUACCUCAGACACGAAGAAAUUCUUUGCCAACCUUAAGUGUUGCUGUUUUUGUCAACACACCCGUGGAAGUAUACUGAAAAUAGAAUCUUGAAGGUUAUCUUUGGACAACAAAGGAAUUUAACAAGUUCAUAGUAUGCGUGUAGCUUAAUUAACCGUGAUAACGAUGAAGCCUUUAUCUUUCAAAGUCACCUCAGACCACUUUCGGCUGUGCGUCUUCCUGAGUCUACUUUUGGUUGUCACUGACUCCAAUGCUACACCAGCACCAGUAUCAACACCAGCAUCAACACCAGCAUCAUCACCGGCAUCAACACCAGCAUCAACACCAGCAUCAUCACCAGCAUCAACACCAGCAUCAUCACCAGCAUCAACACCAGCAUCAUCACCGGCAUCAACACCAGCAUCAACACCAGCAUCAACACCAGCAUCAUCACCAGCAUCAACACCAGCAUCAUCACCAACACAAACAUCAACGCCAAGCACAACGCUUUCAACAACAGUGACUAGCACAACAGAAGCCACAACGACGACAGCACCGCCAACGACUACAACGACAACCCCUCCAACAACAAAACCACCUCCUGACAAUGUCAAGGAUGUGCGGGUGUCGUCACAAAAUGAGAGCAGUAUAACUCUGGUGUGGGACAAGGUUGACAACAUACUAACAUACUUCCUAAAGUAUGAUAACAAGGGUCUCAAGGUGGUUCCUAUCAAUGCAUUAGAAGCAGGGCCAUCAGUUACACAUGUGGUCUGUUCGCUUACUGCUGGAAUAGAAUAUGAUUUCACUCUCUUCACUUCAUCUGAGGGAGGCAACAGUACUGGAUACAAAUUUCAGGCUGUCACUGCUCCUCUUAACGCAAACGGGUUCAAGUCAGUCAACCAAAAUGAGACAACAGUAACCCUACAGUGGGAAAAAGUGAACAACGUCUCCAACUAUAGACUUGUGUUCAAUGGCAAGACGAUAAACAUCCCUGCAUCAGAGGAGGAUCCAGUGACACACAUAGUCUCAGACCUCACAAAUACAACAAGAUACAACUUCACUCUCUUCACUGUGUUUGAAAAUGUCACAAGCCGCGGAGUAAACAUCAUUGCAUUUACUGCACCUCCUGAUGCAGAAGGGUUCGAAUCAGUUGAACAAAGUGAGACCAAUAUAACUCUGCAGUGGAAAAGAGUGAAUGAUUUGGUCAACUAUACACUUGUGUAUUCUGGAAAGGAGAUACACAUUUCUGCAUCGACAGAAGAGGAACCAAUAAAAUACACAGUCCCAGAGCUCACAAGUGGGACUAAAUACGACUUCACGCUCUACAGUGUGUUUGAAACUGUCAGAAGCAGUGGAGUAAAACACAGUGCACCCACUGCUCCUAAAAAUGUGCCGUACGUGAAUUUGUUGACACGAAAUGAGAGCAGUAUAACUCUGGUGUGGGACAAGGUUAACGACAACUCAACAUACCUCCUACAAUAUCAUAAAGAAGGUCAUCUUGAGGUGGACCCUAUCCCUGCACCAGUGGGAGGGUCAUCAGUUACACAUGUGGUCUCUUCGCUCACUGCUGGGACUAUGUAUCAUUUCACUCUCAUCACUCAGUUUCAGGGAGUCAACAGUACUGGACACAGAUUUGACGCUGUCACUGCUCCCCUUAAUGCAAAACAGUUCAAAGCGGUUGGACAAAAUGAGACCAGUAUAACCCUCCAGUGGGAAAAAGUGAACGGUGUCCUCAACUAUACACUUGAGUUCAAUGAAACGAUGAUAAACAUCACUGUAUCAGAGGAAGAUCCAAUGACAUACACAGUCUCAGACCUUGAAAGCAUGAGGAGAUACAUCUUCACUCUCUUUACUGUGUUUGAAAAUGCCAGAAGCAGCGGAAUAAACACAAUUGCAUUUACUGCACCUCGUAACACAGAAAAGUUUGAAUCAGUUGAACAAAAUGAGACCAGCAUAACACUGCAAUGGAAACAAGUGAAGAAAGUCCUCAGCUAUACACUUGUGUUCAAUAAAAUGGAGAUUAAUGUUGCUGCUUCAGCGGGACUUCAAGUGAAACACGCAGUCACAGAGCUCAAAAGUGGGACGAAAUAUCACUUCACCCUCUACAGUCUGUUUGAAACUGUGAGAAGCAGUGGAGUAAACUACAGUGCACCCACUGCUCCACGUAACACACAAGAGGUAAAAGCAGUUGGACAAAAUGAGACCAGUAUAACUCUGCAGUGGGAAAAAGUGAAUGACAUCCUCAGCUAUACACUUGUGUUCAAUGAGACGGUUAUAAACAUCACUGCAUUAGAGGGACUAAAAAACGUGACACACGCAGUCUCAGGGCUCACAAGUGGGACUAAAUACAAUUUCAUUCUCUUCACUGUGUUCGAAAAUGUCAGAAGCAGUGGAGUAUAUCACUCUGCAGUCACUGCUCCAGCAAACGUUAACAACGUAGCUGUGGUGACACAGAAUGAGAGUAGUAUAAUUCUGAAGUGGGACAAGGUAAACGACAUCUCAACUUACUUCCUACAAUAUGAUAACAAUGGAAGUUUCAUUGAGGUCAAUCAAGAGGCAUCAGUUACCUAUGAGGUCUCUUCACUUAAUGCCGGGACAAAAUAUAAUUUCACCCUCAUCACUCGCUUUGAGAAAGUCAACAGCACUGGAUUCUCGUUUUGCGCUGUUACUGUUCCCUCAAUGGUGCCUUUGGUCAAUGUGACUGAACGCUCCGUGACCAGCAUAAAAAUGACGUGGCAGAAUGUGAAUAAAGACUGGAACUACUUUCUCCUAAUUGAUGGAGGAAUUACCCAAAGUCUCCGAGAUCAAGACCCGGAUGUUGUGUCCCGUUCAGUCACGUCUCUCCAGCCUGGGACAGCGUAUCCUUUCAGCGUGAUCACAGAGUUCUCUGGACACAACAGCACUGCGUACAAAGGCUUCACAGUAACAACAAUAGACUGUGCCAAUGUCAACUGGCGUGUUACGAACUCAUCAAUCCAAGGAGUGGUCGAAGGCUUAUUCUCGAAUGCCACAGUCACUAAUCAAUCACAAAUUCAUGUCAGCCCUGGAGGCAGCAAUGUGACAUUUACAGAUCUUUACCCUGGCGCGACCUACAACAUGUCUCUUGUGUAUGAAAAAGAUUCCAUGUCCUUUUCUCAGUGUAACCACACGCUGACAAUCAAGCCUCCAAUGUUAAGUGCUCACUGCAAGAACUGGGCAGCUGGCUACUCUAUCCUUAUUGUCUGGAAUGAACCUGAAGGUGUGUGGACUGACGUGGAGGUGAAUGUGACGGGGGGUAGUCACAUAGUGGCUGAUAAUGGGCAACGGCAACUCACAAUCCCUGGAUUCCUACCUGCCAGAACAUAUGAGGUGUCUCUAACUUCACUGUCUGGGCUAGAGAGGAGUUAUGAACCAUUUGUUUUUCAGUGUUCUACUGAUCCAAGGGGAGUCAUUGCAGGGUCAGUAUUUGCUGUUCUGCUUUUUGCUAUCCUGGUCUGUCUAGCUGUCUUCAUUUUUUUGAAAAGACCAGAUAUAAUCAGCAGGAAAAAGUCAUUCAUUGGUGGUUCCAGACAAACCGAUAAAAAGUGCAAAGCAAUUUCUGUGGCAAAGUUCCCAGACCACUUCGCCCAGUUAAGUGCAGAUGAGAACAGAGGUUUUACCCAGGAAUAUGAUAGCCUUGCGCCUGUGGGCACAGAGCAAACACGUAAGGCAGCGGGUCUACCUGAGAACAAAGCGAGGAAUCGUUUCAACAAUGUCCAGCCAUAUGACUGGUGUCGGGUCAAACUAACUUCAUCCAGUCACAAUGGAACCUCUGACUACAUUAAUGCCAGUUACAUGCCAGGCUACAACAGCAACAGAGAAUUCAUCGCCACUCAGGGUCCUCUGCCCGCCACAGUCGAUGAUUUCUGGAGGAUGAUCUGGGAGCAAAGAGUAAAAGGCAUUGUUAUGGUAACCAACUGCACGGAGAACGGACGGAUUAAGUGUGAACGAUACUGGCCUGCAGACAGUCAGCCCUGCCCUUACGGAGAGCUGUUGGUCACUGUCAGCUCUGAGCAGCAGGAGCCCAACUGGACACUGAGGGAAUUUAGGGUGAAACAAAGGAACACCUCGGAGGAGCGCACAGUGAAACAUUUUCACUUCACCGCCUGGCCUGACCACGGAGUCCCACAGGGCACAGAAGUCCUGAUCCAGUUCAGAGGACUGGUGAGACAGCACAUAGAGAGCGCAGAGACUGGAGCGCCAACUGUGGUUCACUGCAGUGCUGGAGUGGGGAGGACAGGCACCAUCAUAGCCCUGGAUGUGCUGCUUCAGCAGCUUGCUAAACAAAGAGCAGUGGGCAUCAAAGGCUUCGUGUACAAGAUGAGACUGAGCCGACCGUACAUGGUGCAGACAGAGUCCCAGUAUGUGUUCCUGCACCAAUGCAUCAUGGACAGUCUGCAGCCACGUGAGAAGACAGAGGAGAACAUAUACGAGAACGCGGACAUGAUAUACGCCAACGCCACUGCGCUGCGGGAGUUUCAUAGUGCAAAUGCCUAAAGAAGACUGGCAGCACUCAAGUCAGUCCUUUAAGCACUUAAUGACAAACUAAUCUUAAUGUCUACAUGCUAUAUUUUGUUAUAAACUGUAAAUACGUAAUACAUUGAAGUCGUAUAUAUUCACUGUACAUGUAUUACAAAUAUUAUAUAUGUAUUCUAACACUCCAGAUUUUAUUUAACUUGUACAUUCUUUUGUCUCUCGUAUCUACCAAAUGUGUAUUCUUGUUAAUCUUAUAUCAUGUGAGGGAACAGAUGACCGCAGAAUGUUUUCAAAUUAAGUUUAUUAAGAAAAAGAAAUGUAGGCAGAAAAGAAUGAUUUUCUAUUUGUACAAGAAAUAAACUAUUUUUUAUUAACAAAAA
Epinephelus fuscoguttatus (brown-marbled grouper) is the source of this 5071-nucleotide messenger RNA. Its product is annotated as receptor-type tyrosine-protein phosphatase H-like. Gene Ontology annotation, molecular function: protein tyrosine phosphatase activity; protein binding. The record is from RefSeq and is a predicted model, not a curated record. Lineage: Eukaryota; Metazoa; Chordata; Actinopteri; Perciformes; Serranidae. Gene Ontology annotation, biological process: protein dephosphorylation. Bases 384 to 4712 code for a protein of 1442 amino acids. The transcript has 23 exons.